CCAAGAAUAUCCUCGACACACUGCAUCUUAGCAUCGAUCUCACCAGAGACAACAGAGAAGCAAGUGUCCUCAGGGAGAUACUGACAAACGGGCAUCCUGGAGGAAGGCGCACGAGAAAAUCGGCAAGAUGCAGCCCUCCAUGACUCCUCUUGCCUACCGGAAGUAUAUCUGCGAGUUUGAUAUCACCCAGAUCAACCCCACCCAUAUAGCCGCCCAGUUGACGCUGGUCGACUGGCGUUUCUUCUCGGCAGUCACACCCGAUGCUGUCGCCUCGCACCUGUGGCCAUCCAGAACCGCCAACGCAGAGGCCAGACAGGAGUCGCUUCUGGCCCUCAUCCGCCGAUGCAACACCAUCUCGUACUGGGUGUGCACCGUGGUGUGCUCUUACGAGCAUGCCAAGAAGCGAGCUGAAGUCAUUGACCUGUUCGUUCGAGUCGCCAAACAUUGCAAAGAGCUCAGCAACUUCUACUCGGCCAUGGCAAUCUUUUCCGGUCUGAGCAACCAAGCCGUUGCGCGCCUCAAGAAAACACAAGAGCUGCUUUCCAAAAAGGCUCGCCGAGACUUGGAGCUUCUCGGCAAGGACUUCUCAUACGAGCACAACCACAAAGUCACCCGGGCACUCGAGAACGCGGCAAUCAACGAAAAGAAACCCAUGAUUCCGCUCAUUAUGCUUAUCAUGAAAGACCUGACGGCCUUGAGAGAGCGCAACGACGCCAUCGGGACGAACGAGCAAAUCAACAUUGGCAAGCUCCGCAGUCUGUACCGACGCCUUUCUGUGAUCGAGGACCUCAAAGACCGCCCAUACACUACUCUCGAAGUGAGCAACAUUCCCGUCGCAGGCACCCGCAUCAGUCUCUACGACUACUGCCACGUUCUUCCAAGUUUGUCCGGCCCAGACAUAGACCGUCUCUCUCACGCUGUCGAACCCCCCAACCACCGCAUUGGCUGUUCUGAAGUGCCCCUGGCCCGCAAGGACAGUAUUGGCUCGGCCUCGAUCGUGAUCCCCAUCGGGAGCCCUGACGAUGCUCGCAUUCGCCCCGCGCCGUCAAUCGACAAGCUCUCGACCAACUGGGAUGCAGCAUCGAUUAGCAUCAGCCUGGCCGAUGCGCAGCCGCCCCGGUCGCAUUUCCUGAACCAUGCAGGCGGCAUAGAAGGUCGGUUGAUAAGCCGCAUGCGCAAGAAGCAGUCCAUCUCAACAAUCAACUCGGCUCUGGUCGACCUGAUUGAGGACAUGGAGUCGCACGAAGACCCCAGGCAUAUCACCGGGUCUGAGCCCAGCACCUUGGCUUCCCCGGUUCCUCCGCCAAGAUUGCAUCCUAGCCCUCAGCCCCCGAAUCCACCCCAUCGUGGACUGUCGCCUCCAAGUUCCUUUGGGCAUGGUUGCUAGAUCAAGGCACAGGAACAGCGGCCUGGCGUUGCAUCGUUCCUGGAACCCCCGUUCGAACCCGAGAUCCUCCACUAGAUAUCCUCGGCACAAGUGCGCUGUAGGUUUGCUGAUCUGUCUUUCCGAUUCUACUCCCUCUCCUGCUCGAGUGCAUGAAGCAUUUCGCCCUGUGUCAGUCCACGCACUGUACACUUAUUCACCUGUGUGCAUCUGGCUCUACCAUGCAGUGCCAUCACCUUUGUAGCUCCGUGUUGCCUUCUUUUAUAUUCUCGGCUUUUUCUCUGCUUGACCACUGCUUCAUUCCGGCGGGCCGUGCAACGACCGAGCAUUGCGAGCCCA
Messenger RNA from Polychytrium aggregatum, 1723 nucleotides. Its product is annotated as ras guanine nucleotide exchange factor domain-containing protein. Gene Ontology annotation, biological process: positive regulation of GTPase activity; Ras protein signal transduction. The transcript is spliced from 9 exons. Gene Ontology annotation, molecular function: guanyl-nucleotide exchange factor activity. Bases 128 to 1387 code for a protein of 419 amino acids. Gene Ontology annotation, cellular component: plasma membrane. The record is from RefSeq and is a predicted model, not a curated record. NCBI's taxonomy places the organism in Eukaryota, Fungi, Chytridiomycota, Chytridiomycetes, Polychytriales.